Saprolegnia diclina VS20 is the source of this 1694-nucleotide messenger RNA. RefSeq lists its product as hypothetical. Gene Ontology annotation, molecular function: protein binding. The record is from RefSeq and is a predicted model, not a curated record. Bases 1 to 1500 code for a protein of 499 amino acids. Lineage: Eukaryota; Oomycota; Saprolegniomycetes; Saprolegniales; Saprolegniaceae. The transcript has 14 exons.
AUGCUGGUUGCCCGUGCACUGCGCAAGCCCGUCGUGGGCCGCCGCCAUCUCUCGUUCUUUGGCCGUCUCUUUGGCGACGACGAGGGCUCGCCGGCUGCUGCGCCAACGACCUUUGGCUCGAGUGAGUACCACCUCGCGCUGCUCGGGUACGUUGCGCAGACCAUGCACCCGCAGCACUCGCUGGCCGCGAUCGUCGAGAAGGACACAGACUUUCUCAUGGGCCACGUCCUGAUUGGUGCGAGCCAAUACCUCUCGCCGCAUACGCACGCCGACAGCGUCCACGCGUCCUCGCGCGUCGCGACGGCCAAGGCCAUUGCCGCCCGCGUCGAGACGAGCACGCUGGAAAAGUGGCACGUCCACGCCCUCGACUACCUCGUCCAAGGCCAGUGCCGCAACGCGGUUGCUGUCUACGAGACCAUAUUGCGCCAUGAUGUGACCGAUCUCCUCGCGCUCAAGUGCGCCACCGAGCUCUACGCGAUCCUCGGGUACAUUGCUUGGUCGGCGACGAUGCCGGGAUACAGCCACCUCCUAGCGAUGCAAGCGUACGCGCUCUCAGAGAACGGCGACCACGGCGCCGCGCAGAGCCUCGCCGACCGCGCCAUGUCCAUGCACGAAGAAGACGCGGUUGCGUUGCAUGCUCUUUUGCAUGUCUUUGAAGUCCAAGGCAAGCACCAAGACGGCGCGAGUCUAUUGCUACAGAGUGCGGACCAAUGGGAGACGUACGCGGUGUUGCGGACCCAUGUGCAGACGCAUUUCGCGCUCUUUCUCAUUGAAACCGGUCGCUACGACCGCGUGCUCAAGCUCCUUCGCCACGAUAUUUUGACGUCCGAGACCAUGUCGGCCAACGUGUUGAUCGAUGCGACGCAAAUUUACUGGCGCCUGGUUCUUGCGGGUUUUCCCGCCGACUCGAUUGCGAUCGAGCUCAUGACGCAGUGGCGUCACGUUGUCGACAGCCACGUCCCGCUCACGCCGCUUGCUAUGCUCCAUGCGCAUACAAUGUUGUCGCAUGCGUCGGCGCCCGACGACAUCCGCAUGCAGCUCGCCGCGCCCACGUCCGGACUUGGUGACGACGCGUGGGACGUGGCGACUGUAGCGGCCGCACUCGAGCGCAGCGUGACCACAUUUAGCUACCCGGAUGCUGGGUUUUCGGUCACUGCGCAAGCUGCGUUCGCAGCGGUCACGGCCUACAACGAGCAUCGGUUUAACGACGCGGUUACUGGUCUCUUGCGCGUUCGGACGCAAGCCCACGUACUUGGCGGGUCCAAGGUCGAGCAGGAGCUCUACGAUAUGCUGCUCAUCGAUGCGGCAACCCGUGGUGGGCAGUAUGACCUCGCGCAACUUGUGCUCAACGAGCGGAUCAACGCCAAGCCGCAGAGUGCGCAGUACUGGCACACGUUUGGCAACGUCAUGCGCGGUCUCGGUGACGCCGAUGGCGUCGACGGCGCUCGCCGCAUGAGCUACGUCCUCGGCCUCGGACAAGCCGGCGCCGGCGCCUCGUAAGCCUAUCGACGACCGCCGACAUGGACGUUAGCGACUAAAAACACGCAGUUUUAAACCGUCCUAUAGAUUUCUAACGUAUCAUGCUCCCAGUAUCGUUGAAACCAACCUGCGUGGAGAGAUACCAGUACUAGUCUAAUUAUACUAUCGCGCUAAACCAUCGCGACAGUAUCGCAACACGAUUUUCAAGGCCUCGC